Molecule: messenger RNA, 1976 nt
Organism: Myotis myotis
Lineage: Eukaryota; Metazoa; Chordata; Mammalia; Chiroptera; Vespertilionidae
Gene: CDO1
Product: cysteine dioxygenase type 1
Biological process (GO): L-cysteine catabolic process
Molecular function (GO): cysteine dioxygenase activity; ferrous iron binding
Source: RefSeq, a predicted model, not a curated record
GCCAUUGGUACAUUCCCGCUGACUCCGAGAGCUUAAAAAGGGCCGGGGAGGCUAAACCCAGCGGAUUCGGUCCUGAUUUGUGUACGGCGCACGUCCUACUAGAUCGCAGGUCCACGCCGCCCCGGUGUGGGUGUCUUGGUCUCUUGGCCAGGGAUUCUUUUAUCUGUGGCUCUCAAGUGUUUGCGGUGUGUGUGUGUGUGUGGAGCUGUCUGGCUGGCAGCUCGGGUCCCUCGUCCCCGGUUCCUAGGCUCUCUCAGCUCCUUCGCUGAAGCCCCGCAGUGAGAAAGGCGUGCCGCCAGCUCUGCAAAGGAUGGAGCAGACCGAGGUGCUGAAGCCACGGACGCUAACCGAUCUGAUCCGCAUCCUGCACCAGCUCUUCGCCAGCGAGGAGGUCAACGUGGAGGAGGUGCAGGCCGUCAUGGAAGCCUACGAGAGCGACCCCGCCGAGUGGUCCGUGUACGCCAAGUACGACCAGUACAGCUCCCAAACCGCCACUCCUUCUGCCCCCGGCCUCGGAUGCAGGGCCCUGGGGAACCGACUGGCUGCACUGAGGGAGGCUGAUGCUCCCAGGGGAGAACUACAUCCGUCCGGAGAAAGGGGUAGCGGUGGAGGCACGGUUCCCCGCCGCUGGUUCUCCAUCACUUCGCCCUCUGUCGCCUGCAAGCAAGCACCUGCCAACAGGUACACCCGAAAUCUUGUGGAUCAAGGAAAUGGAAAAUUUAAUCUGAUGAUUCUAUGUUGGGGUGAAGGACAUGGCAGCAGUAUCCAUGACCACACCAACUCCCACUGCUUUCUGAAGAUGCUGCAGGGAAAUCUAAAGGAGACAUUGUUUGCCUGGCCUGACAAAAAGUCCAACGAGAUGAUCAAGAAGUCUGAAAGAAUCUUGAGGGAAAACCAGUGUGCCUACAUCAACGAUUCCAUUGGCUUACAUCGAGUAGAAAAUAUUAGCCAUACGGAACCUGCUGUGAGCCUUCAUUUGUACAGCCCACCUUUUGAUACAUGCCAAACCUUUGAUCAAAGAACAGGAUAUAAAAACAAAGUUACCAUGACAUUCCAUAGCAAAUUUGGAAUUAGGACUCCAUUUGCAACUUCAGGAUCACUGGAGAACAACUAAGGAGCGAGCACCCGCCAUUUGCUGUUCAGUCAUACACUUUACAAAGCCAAUACUUAGAUCUCCUGUAAGGCAGAUGCUAAUUAUAAGGCAUUAAGGAAGCAAAUAGUUCCCUAAGCAACUACAGAAGAAAAAUCUCACUAAAGGAAAAAAAAAAAAAAAAAGGGGCUUGUGAUUUUAAAGGCCAAAUCAAGUACUCUCCUGGUGUUAUUCUCUAAAUCAGGAGUGGGAACCUUUUUUCUGCCAAGGGCCAUUUGGAUAUUUAUAAUAUCAUCCUCUGGCCAUAAAAAUAUCAACUUAAAAGUUAGAUUGCUAUAUUUUGGUCAGACAUUUAAUUAAUUCACCUCUAAUGCCUUAGCAUUAGACCAAACGAUUUUGCGGGCCUUAUACAACCCGCUGACCAGUAUUUCCCACCCCUGUUCUAAAUCUAUUGGAACCAUACUGGGAAUGUCAGUGAAGGGUUUUAUAGCUUUUGGGAACACUUGGGUCUCUGAACUAUAAUUAACAACAUAUAAAAACUACAGACAUCAAAUGCCUGCCUUGUGACUUGGAUAACUAAAUGUAGAUGUCUUUAGUAUACUUUGUAUGUUCUUAAUAUUUGAAGAGAAUUUUUGGGAUCUGUGGAUUUUAUUUUUUCAAUCAUAUUUUACAAAUUCCUGUUCUAUAAACAAUAGGGUUUUGUAGAUAGAGAAACUUAAAGUACUUUGACAUUUGGUAAUGAAAUGAGGGGCAAACGAUUUAGAAAAGUAGAUGUAUCCAAACCUGCAACAAACCAAAAACAUAAACUCAUGUCUGGUGUGUCCAGUGGUCAUAGUCAAAGACUUUGUACUAGUCUCAAAUUCUAAUAAAACUGGAUUUGAACACA